UAUCUCCAACAAUAAAGACUGUAAAAAUGGUGUAUAUAAAGACAGGAAGUUUAAAAGAAGGGAUGAUCAACCAGUAUAUGGCAGCUAUAUCUGGCUCAUUGGCCUAUGGAGUAGUUGGGGCAUCCACAGGUUGGCCUUCUCCGGUUUUGAUCGAGAUGGAUCAAGGUAAAACUCCUCUGAAACUCAACGUAACCCAGAUCUCUUGGAUGGUCUCUCUCAUGUUCCUAGGACACAUCUCAAGUCCAAUACCAGCUGGUUACCUCAUGCGCUACUUCGGUCGUAAGAAGGUCUGCCUCUACUUAUCCGUCUUUCCACUCCUCUCGUGGCUUUUGAUCUACUAUGCUUACCAUGUGACAUACUUAUACAUUGCGAGAUACCUAGCGGGUCUCUGGAUUGGAAUAACAUCAACUAUAAUGCCAAUUUACGUCGGUGAAAUCUCAAGCACCGGACUGCGAAGUUCUUUAACGACUGUAAACAAUCUCAUGACAAACUUUGGGAUAUUAUUUGCUUACGUUGUGGGUCCCUAUGUCAACUAUUUUUUGUUUGCUGUGAUCUGUGAGAUAAUGACUGUUGUUUAUAUUUGUUCGUUUAUAAUGAUGCCGGAAUCUCCUCAUUUCUAUUUGCAGACUGGUCAAAGAAAAGAAGCGCUCAUUGCUCUGAGCUGGCUUCGUAAAGGAGAAACCGAAGAAAAUAUUGAGAAAGAGAUAAAAAGUAUUGAACAAGGGAUUGAGAAACAGAAGCUACAAAAAGGAUCACUGAGAGAUAUAUUUUGUCACAAAGCCAACCGUAAAGGUUUUGCAUUGUCUGUUACAUACGCCAUUUUCAAAAGACUCUCAGGGUCUGGAGUAAUGCAAGCUUACUUGUCAAUUACUUUACCUCCUGUAAGUGUGGGAGUUUUAAACGCUAACAACAGUGUGAUUAUAAUUGGACUCACAAGUCUCAUCUCUUCCAUAUUCUCCGCAGGUUUGGCAGUCAAAUAUCGCCGUCGUAUAUUGCUUACUAUAUCAUGUGGUGGAUGUUCAAUCGCUACAUCACUCGUAGCCUUAUGGUUUUACUUGGACGAGUUUACCACCAUUGACGUGUCACAUUACACCGGCCGCCCGUUAAUGGACCGGUGGUUCAUUUCUGUAACGAUUUUGACCAUCCGUGUGAAGUCGUCUUCAGAAGAUAUGUCAGAGGACAUUUUCACAUCAUCAGCGAAGAGUAGAGGAGUUCCUCUGAAGUGCCACGUACUAGUGGUGGUUCCAGAGAGGGGGCCAUAG
Macrosteles quadrilineatus (aster leafhopper) is the source of this 1262-nucleotide messenger RNA. Its product is annotated as facilitated trehalose transporter Tret1-2 homolog. Gene Ontology annotation, biological process: transmembrane transport. The transcript has 4 exons. The record is from RefSeq and is a predicted model, not a curated record. Gene Ontology annotation, cellular component: membrane. The coding region runs from base 27 to 1262 and encodes 411 amino acids. Gene Ontology annotation, molecular function: transmembrane transporter activity. Lineage: Eukaryota; Metazoa; Arthropoda; Insecta; Hemiptera; Cicadellidae.